AUGACGUUUCCAGGCAGACACAACAUCUCUCCAAAGAAGAAGAUCUCGUCCAGCACCGGGAAUGGCAAUUCACACGUCAGAUCUCCGCUCAAGGGCAAGGGCAAGGACAGAGCAGAGGAUGGUGGCACUUCGGAGGCUCAGAAGGCGGGUAAGAAGGCGCAAGGCUCGAAUGAAAGAAAAAUGCAGGAUGAGGAGGCGCUCGCUAGGCUCAGGAAGCGCAUGGCUGGCCGUAAGUAAUAAUGAUUGCCACAGAUUGGGGCUGCCCUCAUCGGUAGUCGCGAGCUGAACUGCAACACCGUGUCUCUUUGUGUGGUUGCCGCUCCUCUUCAGCCUCCAGCGGCAAGGCUGGCUUGGCCAAGGAUCAGGAUGAGAUCAACAAAAUCGUGAGUGUAUAUCGUUGUCGUGCGCAUACAUGCGUUUAGACGGGCUGAACAAGCAGUGUUACAUUCCUGCGUAGAUCUACGAAGCUUCCAAAGGCAGUCGCUUCUUUCUGAAGGAAAAGGAGACGAGCGAGAGGAUAGAGCGUCAGAUCGAAUCCAUGUUAGCAGACAAGGAUGAUAUCAUGAGCCGCGUACUUCCUGACAGUGUAGAGUGGAGGAAUCAAGAGAAGAAAGUUGAUGUCAUGAUAAGGGAUUUGGAGGCGACCAGGGAUCUGAGCAGAGUUGUGGUGCAUGCGGACAUGGACUUCUUUUACGGUGUGAGUGGGCACACGAGCUUCUCGAGAGCCGAGCAGCUGGGCUGGACUAACCAAGCGUCUGGCUGUGGCUCGGCAUAGGCAUGCGAGCUCAAACGCGACCCAAGUCUGACGGGGAAAUGUUUCGGCGUAGGGCACGGGGUACUCGUCACCUGCUCGUACGAAGCCAGAGCGUUUGGAGUGCGCUCCGGUAUGGCAGGGGUGAGUGUACUACCAUGGCCUGGAGAGUAGAGUGUCCAAAUCCCGACGAAAUGCUCAAAAUAGCCCUUUCCUUUGCUCCAAACCAGCAUAUUGCCAAGGCUCUUUGUCCUCACAUCAUCCUCGUCGAUAACGACAUGAAACAUUACAUUGAGACGAGCGAAAAGGUGAUGGCCGUGAUGCACGAGUACGAUCCAACUAUGGCUCAAGCGUCUCUCGAUGAAGCGUGCGUGUGUCUCUGAGCCGUGCUGGUGGUGGGACGAAUGCCUAAGACUCUCUUGCUCUUUAUUGCCGACAGUUACCUGGACAUCACUGAGUACUGCGAGUCAAAUCGAGUGGAUGCCGAUGAGGCUGUCGCAAGAGUGAGUGCGCUCUUGUGGAACGAUCAUCGACAUGAGGGUCUGUGCUAAGACACUGCUGGACCGGACGUUGGCAACAUCACAGUUGAGAGAAGAUGUGAAGCAGGCCACUGGUCUAACGGUCUCGUGCGGUAUUGCAGCUAAUUGCAGAUUGGGUGAGAAGUCUGUGACCGCGGCCUAUUCGCUUCAAUGCGUGACUCAUUUUUCCCUUUUAACGACUCGCCAAUACGUCAGCCAAGAUCGCCAGUGACAAGAAUAAACCGAAUGGACAGUAUUUGGUUCCCGCCAACGCGACCGACAUUAUGCAUUUCAUGCACGACCUGCCAGUACGAAAAGUCAGCGGUAUUGGACGUGUCACUGAGCGCUACCUUGAAGCUCUAGGCAUUGAUGUGAGUCCGAUCUGAGAAGUAUCCAUAGUUGGAAGUGAUUCCGCUUCUUAUGCAACCAAUCUUGGCUCGCCAAGACAUGUGGAGACAUCUGGGAAAAGAGGGUCGUGCUGGCUUUGACUCUGAGACACCCAGAGUCUUUCUUAGCUAUUUACCUCGGACUCGGUAAGACGCAUGUCGCUCCUACCGAACGCGGUGAGUAGACGCGUCACACCCAUCGGCACCUAUCACAGCGCCGUCUCGCUCCCACAUCUGAUACCUGGACGAUUUGUCCCAACAUCGUGCAGGCUGGCGUCGAAGCGUGGGUCGAGAACACACCUUUACCCCUACUUCGAACCUGGAGGAGCUCCUGUCCGAGCUUCGAAGAUGCGCAGACAAAGUCGAAUCUGAUCUGGAAGAAGAAAGUUACCAUGCACAAAAGGUCACGCUUACCUGCAAAACCUCUUCGUACACGCGAUUUACAAGAGACCUGACCUUGGGACACAGAGUGUGGAAGGCGGACGAUUUGUUCCGGAUCACAAAGGAGCUGUUGCUAGCCGAGCUGAAGGAGAGGAAAUUGACUUUGAGACUGAUCGGGGUUCGAGUGAGUGGUCCAAUCACUCUGGACAGCUCUUAACCGUUUGACUAUUGACUCUUUUAAAGCAUCUUCACCUGACCAGGCGGGAACGCUAAUCGAUCUGCGCAAGAGCCAAGCAGCGGGAAGCAUAGAGAAUGCGUUCAAACGAGCAAAGGCUGCACCCUCAUAUUCCACGGCGGAAAGUCAUGCAGAGCAGGAGCGUUUGAUUGAAGAUGAGGAGAGGCAGCUUCGCUUGGCGAUUGAGGCUUCUCUUCAGGAUCGUUCACCAGAGGACGGCCCCAGCGUCGAAGAACGGUUAGUGCGGGAGAUCAAGACAGAUCGCCCAGUUAUUCGCAACAUGAGAGACGAACGGCAUGACCUGUUGGUGGACGACUCGAACUCGAUGCGUUCUGACUUGGUCAAGCUCGAAGAGCACGAAGAGGGUGGGGGUAACUGCCCCAUUUGCGGCAAAUGGGUCCACUGGCCGAUGCAAGCGACGGAGAGCCAAGCUGCUCUCGCCCUCGACGAACAUCUUUCCGAAGAUUGCCAAACCGGUGCAAACGCAGAAGCAUCCGGUCGAGACAACGGUGGCACUUCCAGACUUGCUCCCAUAUUUGAUCCUCGGUAUGCUGCACGCAAAAAGAAACGCAGGAUAGACUCUUACUUUAUCAAACCUGCAGGUUCUUGA
This is a messenger RNA of Ceraceosorus bombacis, 2881 nucleotides long. Lineage: Eukaryota; Fungi; Basidiomycota; Exobasidiomycetes; Ceraceosorales; Ceraceosoraceae. The record is from the annotation of a GenBank genome assembly.